AGGUGGGCGAGGGGGCGCGCACGUCGGGAAGAUGGCGCUACGUCUGCUGCGGAGGGCGGCGCGCGUGACAGAGGCGGCGACGGCGGCGGCGCUGCCGAGGCUGAAAGCAUCCCUGGCAGCCGAUGUGCCCAGGCUUGGGUACAGUUCCUUGCCCAAUCACAAGUACAUUCCUCGGAGGGCUGUGCUGUAUGUGCCUGGAAAUGAUGAAAAGAAAAUCAAGAAGAUUCCAUCCCUGAACGUGGACUGUGCAGUGCUUGACUGUGAGGAUGGUGUGGCUGCCAACAAAAAGAAUGAAGCUCGACUGAGAAUAGUAGAAACUCUUGAAGGCUUUGAUCUGGGCCCAACAGAAAAGUGCGUGAGAAUCAACUCGGUGUCUAGCGGUCUUGCCGAGGAGGACCUUGAGACCCUUCUGCAAUCCCGGGUCCUUCCUUCCAGCCUGAUGCUACCAAAGGUGGAGAGUCCUGAGGAAAUCCAGUGGUUUUCAGACAAAUUUUCAUUCCACUUAAAAGGCCGAAAACUUGAACAACCAAUGAAUUUAAUCCCCUUUGUGGAAACUGCAAUGGGUUUGCUCAAUUUUAAGGCAGUGUGUGAAGAAACACUCAGGAUCGGACCUCAAGUGGGUCUUUUUCUAGAUGCAGUUGUUUUUGGAGGAGAAGAUUUUCGAGCCAGCAUAGGUGCAACAAGUAGUAAAGAAACCCAGGACAUUCUCUACGCCCGACAAAAGAUUGUCGUCGUAGCCAAGGCCUUUGGCCUACAAGCCAUAGACUUGGUGUACAUUGAUUUUCGGGAUGCAGACGGGCUUCUCAGACAGUCGAGAGAAGCAGCGGCCAUGGGCUUCACUGGUAAGCAGGUGAUCCACCCUAACCAAAUUGCCGUGGUCCAGGAGCAGUUUACCCCUUCCCCAGGAAAAAUCCAGUGGGCUGAAGAACUGAUCGCUGCCUUUAAAGCACAUCAGCAGUUAGGAAAGGGAGCCUUUACUUUCCAAGGGAGUAUGAUCGACAUGCCAUUACUGAAGCAGGCCCAGAACAUUGUCACGCUUGCCACAUCCAUCAAGGAAAAAUGAUCUGUUCAAUGCAGCUCUCAUCAGCACGUACUCUUAUAUUGAAGGCUAAAGGGUAUUGAAGCUGCGGAGGAUCAACGUGUGCGUGCCCAGAGGACGCCAAUGAAGUUUGAAACACCAACAAUCAGAGAUUUUGUUUCUGUUCCUCAUUAAAUCAUGAGCUUUUGUGUCGAGA
Molecule: messenger RNA, 1235 nt
Organism: Urocitellus parryii (Arctic ground squirrel)
Lineage: Eukaryota; Metazoa; Chordata; Mammalia; Rodentia; Sciuridae
Gene: Clybl
Product: citramalyl-CoA lyase
Biological process (GO): regulation of cobalamin catabolic process
Molecular function (GO): (S)-citramalyl-CoA lyase activity
Source: RefSeq, a predicted model, not a curated record